UAUUAAAAAAGUAAUAAACAAAUCCAAAAUGGCUCUACAAUCCCCUUCCUUUCUCUCUUCCAGUUCCCCUAUUCUCUCCCGCCACCAUCAUCACCACCCUCUCCUCCCUCCCAACCUCAAACGCAUCACCUCAAUCUCCACCGACCCAUCUAAGUCGGCGGCGGCGGCCUCCACCGCCUCACCUUCCAUCCCAACCAAAUGGAGCAUCGACAGCUGGAUGACCAAGAACGCUCUCCAGCUUCCCGAAUACCCAGACCAAAACGACCUCGAAUCUGUUCUCCAGACGCUAUCCACUUUCCCUCCGGUCGUCUUUGCCGGGGAGGCGAGGAAACUCGAGGAGAAGCUAGGACAAGCUGCUCUCGGCAAUGCUUUCUUGCUACAAGGUGGUGACUGUGCCGAGAGCUUCAAGGAGUUCAAUGCUAAUACCAUUCGUGACACUUUCAGGGUCCUUCUCCAGAUGGGUGUCGUCCUUAUGUUCGGUGGCCAAAUGCCUGUUAUCAAGGUGGGAAGAAUGGCAGGUCAGUUUGCCAAGCCAAGAUCAGAUCCAUUCGAGGAGAAGGAUGGGGUGAAGCUUCCGACUUACAGAGGUGACAAUAUAAAUGGUGAUUCUUUCGAUGAGAAAGAACGUGUUCCAGAUCCCCAUAGGAUGAUCAGGGCCUAUUGCCAAUCAGUGGCCACUUUGAACCUAUUGCGGGCUUUUGCAACUGGAGGGUAUGCAGCCAUGCAAAGAGUCACUCAAUGGAAUCUAGACUUUACCGAGCACAGCGAGCAGGGGGACAGGUAUCGUGAACUGGCUCACCGAGUAGAUGAGGCAAUGGGGUUCAUGGCUGCAGCUGGUCUCACAGUUGGUCACCCUAUUAUGACAACUACAGAUUUUUGGACAUCUCAUGAGUGCUUGCUCUUGCCUUAUGAGCAGGCACUCACUAGGGAGGAUUCAACCACCGGGCUUUACUAUGACUGCUCCGCGCACAUGCUUUGGGUUGGGGAACGAACCCGCCAGCUUGAUGGUGCUCAUGUUGAAUUUUUAAGGGGAGUUGCUAAUCCUCUUGGAAAAGGUGUUAGUGAUAAGAUGGAUCCUAGUGAGCUAGUUAGGCUCAUUGAAAUUCUAAAUCCUCUGAACAAGCCUGGCAGAACAACAGUCAUCGUAAGGAUGGGAGCUGAGAAUAUGCGAGUGAAACUUCCCCAUUUGAUCAGGGCGGUUCGCAGAGCUGGGCAGAUUGUAACUUGGGUUAGUGACCCCAUGCAUGGGAACACCAUUAAAGCUCCUUGUGGACUGAAAACUCGUUCCUUUGAUGCCAUUAGGGCUGAAGUGAGGGCAUUCUUCGAUGUGCAUGAUCAAGAAGGUAGCUAUCCUGGAGGAAUUCAUUUAGAGAUGACGGGGCAGAAUGUGACUGAAUGUGUUGGAGGCUCAAGAACUAUAACCUAUAAUGAUUUGAGUUCGCGCUAUCACACCCAUUGCGAUCCGAGGCUGAAUGCUUCUCAAUCUCUAGAGCUCGCCUUCAUUAUCGCAGAGCGGUUAAGAAAACGAAGGCUUGCAUCAAGGAAGCUUAUGGGCUCCCGUUGAUCGUAUAUUUAGCUGGUUUUCUUAGAGAAGAUGGAGGAAUGGAUUUUGAUGCUAUAUAUCUAUGCGAUAUAAGACUAUAGUUACUAUUUAGGGUUCGUAAAAUGAUUUUGAAUCGGCGUUUUGCUCGAGAGGCAGGUAAUGAUAUGAACGUGGUUUGGUUUUUAA
Messenger RNA from Hibiscus syriacus, 1729 nucleotides. Its product is annotated as phospho-2-dehydro-3-deoxyheptonate aldolase 2, chloroplastic-like. The transcript has 6 exons. NCBI's taxonomy places the organism in Eukaryota, Viridiplantae, Streptophyta, Magnoliopsida, Malvales, Malvaceae. Gene Ontology annotation, molecular function: 3-deoxy-7-phosphoheptulonate synthase activity. Gene Ontology annotation, biological process: aromatic amino acid biosynthetic process. Bases 29 to 1564 code for a protein of 511 amino acids. The record is from RefSeq and is a predicted model, not a curated record.